UCUGUACGUCGUCUCUUACAAAAUACCCGGAAGAACGCUAUACGUCAUGUGCAGAUGACGAGUGGAAUACAUCAAUUUCGCUCGUUUUUAACUUGAAAUAACUCGUGUCGUCAUUCAUUCAACAUAUAUCAUUUACCAGUAUACUUGUCAUUAUACGAGACUAAAUCGUUUUUAUCAUUUUUUCCCCCUAGAACGUAGCUGAUAUUGCCACUAUUCACUCUUGCUGCACCGGGUUUAUUUUUUAGUAAACCGCAGCAUGCAAAAGGCGUUGUGAAAAUGCACAAAUGAAAACAUUGUAUGGUUAGUGCAUAGUCGACUGGAGCUUGUGAAGUUUGUCAUCGCCGUAUCCGCGGUUGACUGCUCACGUCUGGAAGCUUUCUGGAGAGCGGUAUGUUUGAGUGUCAUGGAGGAAACGUUCUACUCGAACAACUUUAGCAUCGAGUCACUCAAAAAACAACCACAAUGGAUGACCCCAGCAUGGAGAGACUGUUUAGAGGACACAAAGAUGCCGUCACUUGCGUGCAUUUCAGUCCGAACUCUAAAAUGCUGGCAUCGGGCUCCAUGGAUCGCAGCCUGAUGGUCUGGAACCUGUCAUCUAAGGGGAGGUGCUUGCACUUUGUCAACCAUCAGGAUGUCGUCACAGGUGUGCAGUUCUGCCCCCUUGGUAACCUGGUGGCGACUUCGUCUAAGGACAAGAUGGUCAGACUGUGGAAACCAUCCUUAAAAGGUGAGUCGACAGUGUUCAAGGCUCACAUAGCACCAGUGCGCAGUGUGGCGUUCUCCUAUGACGGCACGAGGCUGGUGACAGCCUCCGACGACAAGUCAGUGAAGGUUUGGAGCGUCAGCCGGCGAUGCUUCGUCUACUCGCUCAACCAGCACACCAACUGGGUACGCUGUGCUAGGUUUUCACGAGACAAUCGCCUUUUAGUGUCCUGUGGGGAUGACCGCACCGUCAGGCUGUGGGACACAUCCAGCAAAAACUGCAUCAACUGUUUCACUGACUGCUGCGGAUCCGCAACCUAUGUGGACUUCAACUCGAGAGGCACAUGUAUAGCAUCCUCAGGGGCAGAUAGCACCCUUAAAAUCUGGGACAUACGCACCAAUAAGAUCAUCCAGCAAUAUCAAGUUCACAAAGCAAGCGUCAACAGCUUCUCUUUCCACCCGUCCGAUAACUAUUUGAUCAGUGGCUCCAGCGAUGGCACUAUCAAAAUCCUAGACCUGCUGGAGGGACGUCUCAUCUACACGCUACAUGGACACAAGGGUGCCGUCCUCACUGUGGCCUUUUCCAUCUCUGGAGAGCUUUUUGCUUCGGGGGGUGCCGAUUUCCAGGUGAUGUUGUGGAAGACCAAUUUUGGCGCCAAACCGUACAGGGAAGUUCUGGAGUCACAAAGCCAGCGGACAGCGCCUAGACAGCAGCACCCUCACCUGAUGGACCCCCAAGAAAUUCAGGUCAGUCCAUGGGUGACAGACACACACUCACAGAAGCCAGAAAUCAUCGAGCUACAAGCAGCUAGUCACCAAAACCCUCACUUCGACACCAAUGACCACCACGCUGAUGACAGGGACGUCCGCGACAGUGUGCCAUCUGUCGCCACGACCAUGGAGGCUGAAGACUGGCCAAAGGAUGAGAGCAGCCGCGAGGGAAGUCGACGGAAGCGACGUGAUGAGAGCAGCCGUGAUGGAGGUCGGCGGAAGCAGCGAGGGACCAAGAGCAAAAAACCGCAAGAAAAGAACGUCAAAAAACGUCAGGAGGAAGAGGAGGCACAAGAGUGGCCGGAAGAAGGCGAAACAAUACAACCGACGAACCAGACGGCCGUCCCCUCCAGGCAACAGCCUGUUCUCAACUCCCUCUUGGAGCAAAUGGUCAAGCAGCUGGAAGUUCUUACACAGGCCAUUUCUGUGUUGGAGGAACGUCUUAGCCUGACAGAGGACAAAGUUCAGGAGUGUAUCACCCAAGCCAUUUCACUCACACAGCCACAGCGUCCUGAAGGACCAACCGACACUAAAGUAGAAGAACUCACUUAAAGUACUUUGGUGCAUGCAUGCAUGCAUGGACCUUGAUAUUCAGUCACGUGAAAAAUAUUUCCGGGCUCCAAUGGGCUCACAGAGGAUGGAUGUGUUACUCUGCAACAUUAUGUGGAGAACAACAAAGCUGCCAGAUGAAGCCACUAAUGACUAAGAUUUUUAUCAUAGUCAUUGGACACCCGUUUUUUUUUUUUUUUUUUAACUAAAGCGAACCUAGCGAGCAAUUUUAAUACAAUAUGAACUUUAAAAACUGUAAAACUAAUCGCACUUUCCUAGAUGCUUUACCUUGCCAUGCCUUGAUCCUAAUUUCAAUUCCGUACCAUUUUUUUUUCAUUCUUGAAUUCCUAAUUCGAAACUAAUGGGCCGUUUACAUGGUGACGCUGCCACGCCAAGACGCAAUGACUGUGUUGCAGAAUGGCCUCGCUUUUAGGGGCCGUUUACAUGGUGACUCUCCGAGAAUACGAAAAAAUUUCAAAUUUGCAUUUGCGUCUCCAUUUGAACAAUGUCGCAAUUCCGCAUGAAAACGAUGUAGUAUUCAUGCCAGGCCCCAGGGACCAGUGCAGAUUUACAGAGCGACAGAGAAUUAUGCACUUUGACCCCACCAAGCUCCCUCAGCCUGGAAAAAAAUAUGCCCGCCCACUCGAAGCAGUGACAUUUUUCUUUUGUUCAAAAACGCACAAAAAUUGAAACAGUCAACAUAUUUAAUUUAAAAAUAUUAUUAAAACAGUAAAUUAAAGCCGACAUUCCGCCAUAUUUGCUGCUUUUAAUGUUUAGUAGCACCGCUGCACACGCCCAAUGUGACGUGUACGAGUGCUGACGUUAAUGGCGCGGUCUCGCGCCGCGAGAGCCUUUGAUAUGCAUGCCCAGGAAGCCCCCCCUCAAUCACCCGUAAUCGGAUUCUUCCACUUUGGAGGCAGGAUUCAGAAUUUUUCGUCUUCGCCAACACCAUAUGCACGCGAUGUCUUUGUGUCGCAGAGUCGCCAUUUAAACUGCCCCUUACAUGGUGAAGGAGAAAACGCAAACUUUUUUUUAAUUCCGGCCUCCAAAGCGGAGCGAUUAAAUUGCUGGGAUUGUUCCGCAACCAUUUGAAUGGAAGGCUCUCUCUGAUGAUGUCAGCACUCGCACACGUCACUUUGGGCAUACGCAGUCGCUGCUCUUAAACAUUCAAAACAGCAAACAUGGUUGAACGGCUGCUUUAAUUUACUGCUUUUCUAAUAUUUUUAGUUCAAAUAGGUUUUAUGUUCGUGUUUUUGUGCCUUUUGGAGCAAAAGAAAAAAAGGCGAGGAUAACAUUGAUUCAAGUGAGUAGGUAUGUUGUCUUCCUGGCUGAGGAGGUUGUCUUCAAGGAAGUGCAAGUUUUCAAGGCUGUCACCUUGUAGAACUGCACUGCCCCGUAUGCCUGGGCAGGAAUACUACAUCGUUUUAACACAAAAUUGUGACAUCGUUGGAAUGGAAACGGAACCGUGUAAAUGCAAACAUGAAAUUUGUCAUAUUCUUAGAGGUUCACCAAGUAAACGGCCCCUAUAUCUGGCUUCAAACCAUAUUUUGAAAACCUAAACCUAGAGUUAAAUACUGACGUCGCCUCAAACCUGAAUUCAAAAUCAUACCUUGAAACCCUUAUGUAAUUCAAAAUCACAACCAUUGCUUGAAGCCCUAAUUUGGAAACCAUAGCCAUAGACUCUACACAGAACCAAACAUGAAGAUUGAAAAACCAAUAAUUUAUCAUCUGAAAACAUCAAAAUGACUUUAUUUUUACUGGUGCACUUUUGGCAAUGGGCCAAUAACGCCGACUGAAGCCUUGCUGUUUCAGCUCCAAUGCCAUUGUCAACAGUUCUUCAUUGGAAACACUUAAUUUGCCACAAAUUAUAGAGGCUUAUAUCAGCAGUGUUUGUGUUGGAGCAAUUUUUGACACAACACAUAUUAACCAUUGUUCCUAUGAAAACGAUUAAAUUGCUUGGGAAAAAACAAGUAAAUUGCUGGCCCCCGCAAUAAUGACACUACAUGGAUGAGGGCGCUGCGUGUGAACAAGACCCCCUUCUAAUUUGAAAUCAUGACCCUGGCUUGAGACCCUAUCCACAGUGUGGGACCCUAUCCCGUCCUUGGAACUCAAACCAUAGUUUGAAACCUAAAGCCAGGCUAGUUCAAGAUGGUAAUGAGUAAAGUGUGCAAUGUCUUGGUGUUUUUUUGGCUCAGCAGACAUUUUUUCUGGAUUCCGAUAUCUUUCCUAUCUCCAUCCACUCCACCCAUAUUUGGCUCAGUUUUAUUAGGUACGACAAGGUGAAUGAGAAGAACCCUUAAGCAGCUUAAAGUUGCAACUGGCCCAUUGAUCAUCCUGACCAGAAGCCUCCCGAGAGCACUCCUGCCAUUGCCGCAGGGCCUCGUGGAUGCUGCCUCACACGACCGAUCCUCUCAAGCUUCUUAACGCUGCUCUUUGGUUUAAGCCUGUCACUCGUGCAUCAGUGACGUACCCGUGUGGCCUGUCACUUGAGUGAGAAAAGUGAACGUGCAAGCAAGAUCAUACUCCCUCUGCUGCAUAUGGAACAACUAUAUAUCUUACAAGAACAACAUUAUUCCGCUUACUGAGCUGAUUUUGUUAUUAUCAAGGAAUUGUACUUUAUUUUGAUAAAGGAUUACAGUACCUAAUUAAAUUACUACCCAGUUAAAAACAAUUUUUGUUUAAUUUCAUCACAUAGAUAACUAAUUAAUGUUUUUCUUUGAUUUUGUAAGAUGUUCAUUUUUGUUGUGUGCUAGUACGAAAGUACUAGCUAGUAUUAUUAGUAUUUUUACUACUAGUACUAUCUACUGUAUGUGGUGUGGUCACACUGUCUUUCUAUCAAGGUAUCUUUCAUGAUAAAGAAUUAUUUUUGAAACUUUGAGCUUUUAUUUUAUGUAUAACACACAUUAUAGUAUUGAUACAUUUGAAAUGGAAUUGUUUGGGAACAAAACCCUUGACCUUAAUUGGCCUACUAUGUUCUUGAAAUGGAGAUUUCAUUACAGCAUUUGGACCCAUUUACAGCUGCAGUAUUAAUGGACUUCAUUUCUCGCAAUGUUAAAUGCAUAUUAUAUACUCGUAGCUUUGAGAAAAAGUGGUUAGAUGAUGUAAUGUGUUUGCUUUAUCGAAGUUAAAGGUUGUUUGGAAGGACAUGGGCAUCGUUGAUUUAAAACAGGAGCUUUUGCGUUUUUGAGGGCUAGGUGGCUGACAGCAAUGUAUUCUGCAAUGUUAUAUUAUUUAUUCAUUGGUGAUUGAACAUGCUGCUAUUUCUCUUGGUUGUGCAAUGGUAUUAUUUGCGCUUGUCGUAAGUGGAGCAUUGAAGAACCAAAUCUCACAUUCAACAGCACUUGGAAUUCACACAUUCGUUUUAUCAAACUUUCGAUAAAGAAAGGCAUAUUUACUUACAUUUGAGAAUGGACGUACAGGAAAGGUUCUCCUCAGACACAUCUGCUAUGUGGCUGCCCACAACUCAACUGCACACCGCUCUCUCACUGUUAACGUCUUCACCAUGUCUUGAAGCAUUUAUUUUUUCCAUAUUCAUGUUGCUCGUGUAUGAUUAUAAUGUACGUAACAUGUUUAUUUAGCACCUUUGGAUAACAUUGAGAGUCCAACUGAAUGUAAAAGACUGCUUAUCCACCGCCGCAAAAGCUUCAGAAGCUAAAUAUUAUCAGGGUGAAAAGUUUGACAGAAUACCUGCUGUGAACGCGUGUGUGUGUGUAAGGAGGGGAGGGGUCAAGUCAUCAGCCAAUCAAACUUGUGUUAAAGGGGAAAAACUGGACUAGCACAUUCAGCAAGGGAAAAUGGGUCAAUGUAAGUCUGAACAUAUUGAAAGUACUGUAAUUCACAUAAUAAUGGUAGGAUUAAUUUUAUCCUUACAACAUAGGAAGACAAGCUAAAUUACCUAUAUAAUUGAAGUCAUCAUAUAAUGCAAAUAAGGUUGCGUAAAAGUUGGUGGGGACAAUUUGAGCAUCCUGAAAAGUUGGUAGUGUUAUGUCCCUACCGUCCCAUUACAAACCUACGCCCUUGCUGUUCGUACAACCGAAAGCUGAACACGGGCAUAUUGGCACACUCCUUUUGUUUUAUGCCGUGUGUUUAUUUUUUUUGUAUUUUUUAUUAUUAUUAUUAUUAUUUAUUUAUUUAUUUUAUUUUUGUUAAAGUAAGUGAA
This is a messenger RNA of Corythoichthys intestinalis (scribbled pipefish), 6181 nucleotides long. RefSeq names its product POC1 centriolar protein B (gene poc1b). Gene Ontology annotation, molecular function: protein binding. Bases 463 to 2025 code for a protein of 520 amino acids. Gene Ontology annotation, biological process: cilium assembly. Gene Ontology annotation, cellular component: centriole; ciliary basal body. Lineage: Eukaryota; Metazoa; Chordata; Actinopteri; Syngnathiformes; Syngnathidae. The transcript has 12 exons. The record is from RefSeq and is a predicted model, not a curated record.